Messenger RNA from Coniosporium apollinis CBS 100218, 2769 nucleotides. RefSeq lists its product as uncharacterized. Lineage: Eukaryota; Fungi; Ascomycota; Dothideomycetes. The transcript is spliced from 2 exons. Gene Ontology annotation, cellular component: mitochondrial outer membrane. Gene Ontology annotation, molecular function: GTP binding; GTPase activity. The coding region runs from base 1 to 2769 and encodes 922 amino acids. The record is from RefSeq and is a predicted model, not a curated record. Gene Ontology annotation, biological process: mitochondrial fusion.
AUGAGCCGGAACGUCUCUCCUGACCGCGACUUCUCCUCCUCAGGCCCCAGCACCCCCCGCCGAGCGGCGACGUCCGGCCGGCCUCAGUACAUGACGGUGGGCUCUGGCUCGACCUCCGAAAGCGCCGCGCGCCUUGUCGCAUUGCUGGACGAUGACUCUGGGUACGGUGGAAGCAUACGCAGCGGCGGGAGCAAUGGCUCGUCGUGGCAUCCAGGGCUAACGCACGAUCGACCCACGCCUAGUCAUACUCCAGAGGUUACCGACAGACACAUACAUCAGGGCUACUACAACCGCAACAAGACACAGCUGCUGCGCGCUAUCAAUGAGGCAGUCGACACACUGAAGGACUUUCAAGCGUUCAACCAGGAUUGGCCGGCACACUAUCCCUCCGUUCAGCGAGCAGAUCCUUCCGAGCCCACCUCUUCACAGCGAUCUGAUCCUCGACCUGGUCUGCAUCAUACUCAGUCAACGCUCGACAACCACUAUGAGCCUCGGGGUCCGCCUCCCAGCAGGCCGGGCCUAGCAAGGCGAGCCGGUACCUCGCUGGGAGAAAGAGGAUGGCAGCCCGAGGCCAGCUCAUCUGCAGCUCGUCCGACAGCAGAAGAACCGAGACUGGUGACACCGCAGUUGGCGCAGAACUUCCUGUCAGUGCUCAACAUCGAUUUGAAGAUGGGUGGCUUGUCGCAGGCAGAGCUGGUUCACUCGCUGGAGAAGAAGUCUAUCGCGUCCCUACUUGACGGCCAAAUACGGAAGAUCAGGCAACACCUGUACGCACUACGCGAGCGCAUAGAAGAUACGUCGAGCAAGGUGUUAGUUACCGGGGAUCUCAAUGCAGGCAAAUCGACCUUUUGCAACGCGUUGCUGCGGAGAAAGGUACUACCGGUGGACCAGCAGCCCUGUACCGCCAUCUUUUGCGAGGUUCUAGAUGCUCGAGAGAACGGCGGCAUUGAAGAGGUGCAUGCUGUGCAGAUCGACACUCAGUAUGUACGCGACGAUGAGCGGACAUACGACGUGUACGCGCUGAAAGAGCUUGAGAACAUCGUUACUGAGAACGAGCGCUACUCGCAAUGUAAAGUCUAUGUAAAGGAUAUCCGGAUGGUCAACGAGUCGUUACUCAAUAAUGGCGACGUCGACAUUGCGCUCAUUGAUGCACCUGGUUUGAACGCGGAUUCCAUUCUGACUACCGCCGUCUUCGCGAAAGAUGCAGAAAUUGAUGUGGUGGUAUUCGUUGUGUCAGCCGCCAACCGCUUCACUCAAUCCGCCAAGGAAUUCAUCUUCAAUGCAGCUCAGGAGAAGGCCUACAUUUUCAUGGUGGUAAACGGAUUCGAUAACAUCCGAGACAAGAAAAGGUGUCAGGAGAAGAUCUUGGAACAGCUUGCAGGCCUCAGUCCCGCAACUUUCAAAGAGUCAUCAGAGCUUGUCCAUUUCGUUUCCAGCAGUUCCAUACCAGUCGCUCCUCUAGGCGGUCCCGAUGGGCCUGGCGGCGACGGGAGCGGUGGCAGCGGAGGGUCUGGUUCUGGAUUCGAGGUCCCGGACGGUGAUGACGAUGACGAGCCGUCAGGAAAGCACGGUGAGCCGGGCUCGCCACCUGGAAAAGGAAAAGGCAAGGAGCGUGAGAAGAUACGAGAUUUUGAAGAGCUCGAAGCAUCAUUACGACGCUUCGUGCUGGAGAAGCGAGCACAGUCUAAACUCGCGCCCGCAAGGACUUAUCUGAUGAACGUUCUGCGGGACAUCGACAGCCUGGGAACGUUCAACCGGAAUAUCGCGCAAUCAGAGUUCAACCGUGUGACCGAAGAGCUGCGGACCCUAGCACCCGCUUUUGAGAAGUCGAAAGAAGCCGAAACCGAAGUCAGCAGAGGCACCGACCAGACCAUCGAGGAGACCGCAAACAACGUCUUCACGCACACCCGCGAACACGUCGGCUCUUCCAUCGCGCGACUCGCGGAACACGAUUUCGGCGUCCAGUACCCCGGUCUCCUCAGCGCUUACUCCUACGCCGAAGACCUCAAGGCCGCAAUGAUCCAGGAGAUCUCUGACAGCGUCACGCGCUGCGAACAGUACGCCCGCGAGCAGACCUCCGACCGAGUUAACUACAUAAAAUCGCUAGGCCUUUUACAUCUUGGCGACAACUACUCCCCCCAGAUCUUCCGCAGCGAACGCAUGUUCAUCAAGCGAAGAGACGCGCUCGCUCGCCAGGUCGACUUCGAGGUCGAGACGCUCGACUUCUUCGACAUGGCCAGCCUGUGGGAGCGGCAAGAGAAGGUGGCGGGCACCGGUAUGGCCGUGACGGUCGCCGGCGUCGUCGGCACCCGGCUCGUCGGCGGCGUCGGGUGGGUCGACGGCGCGCUCGGCGCAGCUAAAGUGGUGGGCGCCAACAACCUCCGCAGACUCAUCAUCCCCGGCGCCAUCCUCACAGUCAUCUUAGGCAUCUCCUACGCUCUCGCCUCGAUCCCACGCUCCCUUCCGCGCCGCCUCAGCAGCAAACUCAGCGCACAGCUCGCGGAGCUCGACUACACGCACAAGAACGCGCUGCGCAUCUCCUCCGAGGUGCGCAAGGCGCUGAAGUUCCCGGCCGGCGAGCUGCAGAGCGAGCUGUCGCGCAACGCGAGGGAGCUGAGGGGGAAGAAGGAGGAGACGAGUCGCUUUAGGGACGAGGCGGAACAUGCGCUUAAGUACUUUACUAAUUUGGUGAGGAAGAGUGGCAGGAUUAGGAAUGUGGUUGAGAAUGUGAACUUGGAGGGGCCGGCGCCUGGGGCUUUGGUUGUUUGA